CCUACUGAAAUGCAGGAAUUGUCCAGCCAACUCAGUGAGCUUCUGGAUAAGGGAUUUAUCCGACCUAGCUACUCGCCAUGGGGAGCUCCGGUGCUCUUUGUCAAAAAGAAGGACGGAUCUUUCAGAAUGUGCAUCGAUUACAGAGAGUUAAAUAAACUCACUGUUAAAAACCGCUACCCACUCCCGCGAAUCGACGAUCUAUUCGACCAGCUCCAAGGAGCUAGCUAUUUUUCAAAAAUAGAUUUACGGUCCGGAUACCACCAACUCAAAGUCCGAGAAGAGGAUAUUCCUAAAACCGCUUUUCGAACCCGCUACGGACAUUAUGAAUUCGUUGUAAUGCCCUUCGGUCUAACAAAUGCACCUGCCGCAUUUAUGGACCUAAUGAAUCGAAUCUGUCGACCGUUCCUUGACAACUUCGUCAUUGUGUUUAUCGAUGACAUCCUCGUCUAUUCUCGAAGCAAAGAGGAGCAUGGCCAACAUCUCCGACAAGUCCUAGAGACGCUGCGAUCGGAAAAGCUUUACGCCAAACUCUCUAAGUGUGAGUUUUGGCUACGGAGCGUGAAUUUUCUAGGUCACGUAGUUAGCCAAGACGGAAUUCAUGUGGAUCCCUCUAAGGUCAAAGCUGUGGAAGGAUGGGCAACUCCGACUACGCCCACCGAAAUUCGUCAGUUCUUAGGCCUAGCAGGCUACUAUAGGAGAUUCAUCCAAAACUUCUCUAAGAUCGCCAAGCCGCUUACCUUGCUUACGCAAAAGAGCGUGCCAUUCAAGUGGACAGACCGACAAGAGAUUGCGUUUCGAACCUUGAAGCAAGCUCUCUGUAGCGCUCCUGUACUAUCUCUACCCGAAGGAACGGAAGAUUUUGUAGUCUACUGUGACGCGUCGAAUCAAGGCUUAGGUUGCGUUCUCAUGCAACGUGGAAGAGUGAUAGCAUAUGCGUCCCGCCAACUAAAGACGCACGAAGUAAAUUACACGACCCACGACCUAGAACUGGGAGCCGUGGUCUUCGCUCUGAAAAUUUGGAGGCACUACCUGUACGGUACAAAGUGCACCAUCUUCACGGACCACAAGAGCCUCCAGCACAUCUUGAAUCAGAAGGAGCUGAACAUGAGACAACGAAGAUGGGUGGAAUUGUUAAACGACUACGAAUGCGAGAUCAAGUACCAUCCAGGCAAGGCCAACGUAGUAGCAGAUGCCUUAAGUACCGUUAUGAAGGAAGCCCACAAGACACGAUACUCCAUUCAUCCUGGAUCAGACAAGAUGUAUUUGGACAUUAAACAACACUAUUGGUGGCCUAACAUGAAGGCGGAAAUCGCAACUUAUGUUAGUAAGUGCCUUACGUGCGCCAGGGUAAAGGUGGAAUACCAGAAACCUUCAGGAUUGUUACAACAACCGGCAAUCCCUGAGUGGAAAUGGGAGGGGAUUUCUAUGGACUUCGUGACCAAGCUGCCCAAGACGUCGGACGGACUGGACACCAUAUGGGUAAUAAUCGACCGACUGACGAAAUCUGCCCAUUUCCUACCAAUCAAAGAGUCCUACAAGAUGGAGAGACUGACGCGGUUGUACCUACGAGAGAUCGUAAGACUCCAUGGAGUGCCAAAAUCUAUCAUCUCGGAUAGGGACAGUAGGUUCACGUCGCAGUUUUGGCAAUCACUCCACAAAGCAAUGGGAACUCAUCUCGAUAUGAGCACCGCGUAUCACCCACAAACGGACGGUCAAAGUGAACGAACCAUUCAAACGCUUGAAGACAUGCUUCGUGCAUGUGCGAUAGACUUUGGAAAGUCUUGGGAUACCCACCUACCGUUGAUCGAGUUCUCAUAUAACAAUAGUUACCAUUCAAGCAUCAAGGUGGCCCCUUUCGAAGCACUGUACGGGCGUAAAUGUAGGUCACCGUUAUGUUGGGCUGAAGUGGGUGACACCCAGCUAGCAAGAACGCAUACGUCGGAUAGGGCAAUAACAGGACCGGAGAUUAUUCGCGAAACCACGGAAAAGAUCGUUCAGAUCAGAGCUCGAUUGCAAGCGUCGCGUGACCGACAAAAGAGCUACGCUGACAAACGACGAAAGCCCUUAGAAUUCCAGGUCGGUGAUCGAGUAUUGUUGAAAGUCUCACCCUGGAAAGGGGUUAUACGUUUCGGAAAACGGGGAAAGCUGAACCCGCGAUACAUUGGACCUUUUGAAAUCGUCGCCCGAAUAGGUCCGGUAGCCUACAGACUACAACUACCCGCGGAGCUAAACGGUGUACACCCCGUGUUUCAUGUCUCUAAUCUGAAAAAGUGCCUAUCCGAUGAAACCCUUGUCAUUCCUCUUGACGAAAUCGAAAUUAAUGAGAAUCUCCUGUUCGUCGAAGAACCAAUCGAAAUCAUGGACAGGGAGGUGAAGCGUACUAAACAGAGCCGCAUCCCGAUCGUGAAGGUACGGUGGAACGCAAAGCGUGGGCGAGAAUUCAUGUGGGAACGCGAAGAUCAAAUGAAGCAGAAGUACCCUCACCUAUUCUAG
Molecule: messenger RNA, 2493 nt
Organism: Lactuca sativa (garden lettuce)
Lineage: Eukaryota; Viridiplantae; Streptophyta; Magnoliopsida; Asterales; Asteraceae
Source: RefSeq, a predicted model, not a curated record